GCCUGAGCCCUAUUCAGCGCACUCACACUUCUCAAACGAUCUGGAAAACGAGCCUGAGCACGGCACGGAUGUCAUAGUGUGAGUAGGCCCUUAAAUUCACCUCUGGUCAUAUGGAAUGCCUUUCAGGAGGCCCUAGCAGGGUGUGUCUGGUUUUGCUCUGCCUGUAUCUAUUCGUCAAUCUUCCUUCAUUUUGUUAGCAACACCCAUCUUCCAACAAUCCAUUCGGUUCCCAAAGUACAAAAUCAUGCGCUGCCUCGCUUUUUUUCUUCUAAUUUCAAGAGGGGGGAGCAAAGCAUAUUACGCAAUUAAAAAAACAUUUGAAAAAUGUGUGAACAAUAGUUCCUUAAAAGCCUGACAUCUCCACACAGCACACACAUACGUUCUUUGUAUGGUCACAUCAUUGAUAGUACGUGACCCUAAUUUACACGGUUUAGGGGAGAAAUUUGCAAUUCUGGAUUUCUUAACCAGAUUUUCAUGUCUCCAGUCUCUUUCAUGGAAAGCUUCCUAACAUCGCUGCUUCUUUUUUGUCUCUAGAUUACAGCUGCAUAAUGUCUGUCAUGAGACACACUUCCUCUUUUUUACACUACGGUAGCUGCUCGGAACUAGAGAAAACGUCUCUCUUUCUGUUGUCAUUCAAACAGGAAGCUUAGACAAUUUCCAGACAGAAAUGUUUGUGUUGUUUCAACUUUCUGCGUGCUGCUUGUUGUUUUUGAUGGGUUUCUCGGAGGCAGUGAUAUCCUGCUUAAAUGAGGAUGGUCAGCCGGUGGACUGGUUUAUUAUGUACAAACUUCCCAUUUACAAGAUGGAGGUUAAGGGAAGCGGAGUAGACUACAUGUAUCUGGACCCAUCCAUCAUGGAUUUUCAGAUAAGUAAAUAUACAGUCAACAGCAGUACUGGAGCUUUAGGAAGAACAUUGACACAGCUCUACUCUGGCUAUACAUCCAACAGCUCAGUGUAUAUGCUUUACAAUGAUGCUCCACCAGAACUGAAGUACCCAAGCAAGUACGGACAUACAAAAGGGGUGCUGAUGUUCGACCAGGAUCAGGGAUUCUGGCUCACACACAGUGUUCCUCAUUUUCCUCCGUUCCCAGAAAGAAACUACAGCUACCCUCUCACAGGAAAAUACUACGGACAGACUUUGCUCUGCAUUACAUUCAACUAUACACAAUUCCCUCGUAUAUCAUGGCAGUUAGCGUAUCUAAAUCCACGUGUGUAUAAUUGCUCUGUCCCUGUGGCGUUUCGCCCCGAUAUUGGAGAAAUGGCACAAAUUUGUGAUGGAAAGACACCUGCCAUAAAAAACAGGAGGAGUUUGCAAAAGCUGCAGUCAGUUCAAGGACAGACGUUUUUCAGUUUUGCCAAAUCACAGAACUAUGUGGAUGAUAUUUACACAGGCUGGGUUGCUCAAGCACUAGGGACAGAUCUACUGGUGGAAUCAUGGCUUCACCAGGCUCAUCAACUCCCCUCUAACUGCUCCCUACCCUGGCACGUGAUGAACAUUAACGCGGUCUGUCUACCCGGACCUCAGAUGUUCAGAAGCUAUGAGGAUCAUUCUAAGUGGUGUGUGUCUUACACUUUUAAAGACCAGUGGACAUGCCUGGGGGACUUGAACAGAGAUGGUGGUCAGGCUGGCAGAGGUGGAGGGUUAACAUGUUGUCAAAACUCAGUUAUUUAUAAAGCUUUCCGUAAGGCCAUGGCCAGAUAUAAACACUGCUGAAAAAUACAGCACUGAGCAGCUCUGGACAUGUAUUGCUCAAUGCAAGGGAUUUUAACCCCUGGAUGAAAACCUGCAGGUAAUACAGUUUAACAACAAGACAGUGCAGAGUUAAACAUAAAUGAGUACAGCCCA
Molecule: messenger RNA, 1846 nt
Organism: Danio rerio (zebrafish)
Lineage: Eukaryota; Metazoa; Chordata; Actinopteri; Cypriniformes; Danionidae
Source: RefSeq, a predicted model, not a curated record